Messenger RNA from Hevea brasiliensis (rubber tree), 2328 nucleotides. RefSeq lists its product as uncharacterized. Bases 136 to 1914 code for a protein of 592 amino acids. Lineage: Eukaryota; Viridiplantae; Streptophyta; Magnoliopsida; Malpighiales; Euphorbiaceae. The transcript has 9 exons. The record is from RefSeq and is a predicted model, not a curated record.
AACUCGCCUCGCCACUUGCCAUGAAUGCAAGCAGAUUCUCCAAACCCAUAACAGAAGCCAAUGACGAAAUCUCACUCGCUUUCUGAUUUCUUUGGCUUCCUCUGAGGCUACCAAGCAAGAAACUGAAUAUUGAAAAUGCCGGAGCUUAUGUAUCGGGAUCAGAGCUCGUCCAGAUCGGGGUUUAGAGCUCGCGAUGCUAGCCCUGACUCUGUCAUUUUCACUCUCGAGUCCAACUUUAGUCUCUUCUCUUCUGCUUCUGCCAGUGUUGAUCGCUGCUCUUUUGCUUCUGAUGCUCACGACCGCGACUCUCUUGCUUCAGAAAUUUCUCUGCAUUUGGCAGGACAUGAAGCUCUUUCUUGUGGUGGCGUCGGUGGUAGUGAUCUCCACGAAACCUCGAGUGGUCCAGAUCGAGAUCCAGAUCCAAACAAACUCACCACUGUAUACAGCAACACCAAGCCCGCUCACGCUCACUCUCACUCUCACUCUCGUCUCAUGAGAAAAGUUCAAAAAGAAGAAAGCAAAGCUACUAUAGAAGUAGAAGACGAUACCCAUCUCUUAGAUUCAGCGAGAAGCUCAUUCUCUCUUGCUCUUAAAGAGUGUCAGGAACGGAGAUCCAGAUCUGAAGCUAUUUCGAAGAAGCCAGACAGGCGGAGACCUGCUUCGCUGGAUUUGAACAAUGUUAUUGCUGCCUCAUCGCCGCGAUUGGGUGCCAUGAGAAAGAGCUCGAUUUCGUCGCACAAGUCCGGUGCGUUUCCUAGCCCUGGCACACCUAAUUAUCGCCACACUAGUGUUGGAAUGCAGAAGGGUUGGAGCUCCGAGCGAGUGCCAUUGCAUACCAAUGGUAAUAGGCGCCAAGUAAAUGCUGGGUUAUUGCCUUUCAAUAAUGGGAGGACGUUGCCGUCGAAAUGGGAGGAUGCUGAGAGGUGGAUAUUUAGUCCUGUUUCUGGAGAUGGUGCAGUGAAAACGUCACUUCAACCGUCUCAGCGGAGGCCGAAGUCGAAGAGUGGACCGCUUGGGCCUCCUGGGAUUGCGUAUUACUCGUUGUAUUCGCCUGCCAUGCCAGUAUUUGAAGGGGACAAUGCAGGAAAUUUCGUUGCAGGUUCUCCGUUUUCGGCUGGUGUUAUUGCAGUGGAUGGAUUGUCUAUUCGGUCUAAUGGUCAUGGUUUGGCCUUUCCUGUGCGGACAGAGCAUUGCAUGGCCCGUUCAGUUAGUGUGCACGGAUGCUCGGAGGUGUUGGCCCAGCCCUUGUUGCCCUCCCAAGAUGAGAAACUUGGCGGUGUGAAGGAUGCAGCAACUAAUAUAUCUUCUGCUGUUUCAAGAAGGGACAUGGCAACCCAAAUGAGUCCUGAGGGUAGCAACCAUUCACCUCCAAGUGGGAGGGCAUCAUUCUCUACCUCCACUCCCUCUGCCUUAGCUAUAGUGGAACUGCAGAGUAACCAUUCCUCUAACUCAGAAGUCAGGGAUGUGCAGGUGGAUGAAAGGGUUACUGUCACAAGAUGGUCUAAGAAACAUAGGGCUCGGAACCAGGGGAAGAGCACAGAAAUUAUAGAUGAUUGGAGAAAGAAAACUGUUGAUGCUCGAUCCCCAGGUUGGGAUGUUUCAGAUGCUGCAAAGAGCAUUUCAAAGGCUAAAAGAGAGGAAGCCAAAAUCACUGCAUGGGAGAAUCUACAGAAGGCAAAAGCUGAGGCAAAAAUAAGGAAACUUGAGAUGAAGCUUGAAAAGAAGAGAUCAUCAUCUAUGGAUAAAAUUAUGAAUAAGCUGAGAUCAGCUCAGAAGAAAGCCCAAGAAAUGAGAACCUCCGUAUUAUCCAACCAGGCACGCCAAGUUUCCAGGACUUCUCACAAGGCUAUAUCAUUCCGUCGAACCCGUCAAAUGGGGUCCUUAAGUGGUUGUUUCAUAUGCCAUGCUUUCUAGUGUCUCAUCUUGCCAUAUAGUGUUGUGCUUGAAUCAGCUUAACAUGCCUGUUACCUGAAUUUGUACAUUCAUGGAUAGAUGGCACAUGUUGGUUUCGUAUCAUUUCAAGGCAAAAAAAAAGGUUCCUGGUCAGACUGAAGAGGAAUUACACCUGCAGCAGAAGGCCGUGUACAGAAGCAGACAACUAUUACAUAGACGCUACAAUGCAGUUCUGCAGGGACAUGAAGCUCAAGUAUUUCCAUUAAGAUUCAGGUAAGUUGCAUUGUUGCGGUGUUCCAGGCACCAACAUAUCCAGAAAUGACUGAUAAGUUUCGUACGUGUGUAUGUAUAUAUAUCAAGUGUGCUUUCCUCAUUAUGACAUUUAUGACAUUUUGCCUCGCAGUUUGAAAUGCCAUUUCCUUAGCUUCCUUCCAA